Molecule: messenger RNA, 1284 nt
Organism: Geosmithia morbida
Lineage: Eukaryota; Fungi; Ascomycota; Sordariomycetes; Hypocreales; Bionectriaceae
Product: fumarylacetoacetase
Exons: 2
Coding region: 1-1284 (427 amino acids)
Biological process (GO): homogentisate catabolic process; L-phenylalanine catabolic process; L-tyrosine catabolic process
Molecular function (GO): fumarylacetoacetase activity
Source: RefSeq, a predicted model, not a curated record
AUGUCCUGGGUUCCUAUUGCCGCCGAAUCGCCGUUUUCUCUGGCCAACAUUCCAUUCGGCAUCAUCUCAACAGACGCAGAUUCGACCUGUCGUCCUGCCAUAGCUAUUGGCGAUCACGCACUUGACCUCAAGGCGUUUUCUAAUGGCGGGGGUUUCUCACAAUCCCCCGAGAUCGAGAAACAUGCAGCUGUAUUUUCUCGAUCGACACUCAACGAAUUCGCUGCGCUGGGCCGACCAUUUCAUCGCCUUACGCGGACCUACCUUCUGGAUAUCCUCCGAAGUGACACGCAGUACCCAGCCCUGCUUAGAGAUAACCCUAAGCUCAAGACUGUGGCCAUGGUCGCAUUUUCAGAUCUCAGGAAUCAUAUGCCCAUGGCAGUAGGAGACUACACAGAUUUCUAUGCUUCGACCAAUCAUGCAUACAAUGUCGGCGUGCUCUUCCGCGGACCCUCCAAUGCUUUGCAGCCAAAUUAUAAACACCUCCCCGUCGCCUAUCAUGGAAGAGCAAGCAGCGUUGUCGUCUCAGGGACUUCAAUUCGUCGGCCCUGGGGACAAACGUUGCGCGACCCGAAAGCUGAAAUUAAGGAGCCUAUUCUAGGACCGUGUCAAAAGAUGGAUAUAGAGCUUGAGAUGGGCAUGUUUCUAUGCCGCCCGAACGACUUGGGAAAUCCGGUUCACGUGGACAAGGCUGAAGAACAUAUAUUCGGCUAUGUACUCAUGAAUGACUGGAGCGCAAGGGAUUUGCAAGCCUGGGAAUAUGUGCCCCUGGGACCUUUUACAUCAAAAAAUAUGGGGACAUCCAUAAGUCCCUGGGUGGUUUUAGCGGACGCCGCAAUCCCACGGACCCAUGGUCUCACUAACGAGAAUACUCUUCUACCAUACCUCAAAGAAUCUAGCAAGGAAACCGUCCUUGAUGUGACGCUUGAGGUUGACCUUAUUGCAAAGUCUGGCUCCAGAAAGACAAUAGUAAGAACGAAUUCAAAUAAUAUCCUUUGGUCGUGGCCACAGAUGAUUGCACACCAUACAAUAAGUGGCUGCAAUUUACAACCAGGUGAUUUGUUCGGUUCCGGAACUAUUUCAGGUUUAGAGCCUGGUUCAGAAGGGAGUCUCUUAGAGCAGACUCAAGGUGGCAAGGUCCCGAUUAAGUUUGGAAAAGAGGAGCGGAUCUUCCUGAAUGAUGGCGACACGGUUGUUAUGCGAGGCUGGGCAGGCAAAGAUGGUGCCCGGAUUGGCUUUGGGGAGGUGUCAGGAACAAUUGAGGCUCCUUUACCCUCGCCUUAUUAA